Messenger RNA from Aspergillus pseudotamarii, 1435 nucleotides. Its product is annotated as putative beta-ketoacyl synthase (Cem1). Lineage: Eukaryota; Fungi; Ascomycota; Eurotiomycetes; Eurotiales; Aspergillaceae. The transcript is spliced from 8 exons. Bases 129 to 1409 code for a protein of 426 amino acids. Gene Ontology annotation, biological process: fatty acid biosynthetic process. Gene Ontology annotation, molecular function: 3-oxoacyl-[acyl-carrier-protein] synthase activity. The record is from RefSeq and is a predicted model, not a curated record.
CGCUCUUCCUCUUUUCGUCCUCCGCAUUUAUAUUGGUCCGAUCUGCGAUAGUUGGCUUGAUCCAUAGAUUGUAGAAUCUAAUCGAAGCCGAUCAUAUUCGAAUUUCGUCUUUAGAAGCUCAGGAUGCCAUGCGUCGUGUUGUUGUGACGGGUUUAGGAGCUGUUACUCCAUUGGGAGUAGGUAUCCGUCAUACAUGGAAACGUCUCUUAGAUGGUCACUGCGGCAUUGUUAAUGUCAACCAUCGCGAUUCUAGGUUCGCGGACUUACCAUGUCAGAUCGCCGCCCCAGUGCCGAAUGGCAAGAGGCAGAAUGGUGGCUGGACUGCCUCAGAAUGGCUAAGUAAGGAUGAAGAGCGUAAGAUGGCGCGUUUCGCCCAGUAUGCUUUGGCUGCUUCGGAAGAAGCUCUUGAAGAUGCAGGCUGGAAGCCCACUUCGUUUGAAGACAGAGAAUCUACGGGCAUCUGUCUCGGAUCCGGAAUUGGCAACUUCGAUGAGAUCUACGAUACCGUCGUGGCAUAUGAAAAAGGAGGCUACAGAAAGGUGUCUCCUUUAUUUGUCCCGAAGCUCCUCAUCAACCUCGGCGCUGGCCAUAUCUCCAUGAAGUAUGGAUUGAUGGGUCCAAACCAUGCGGCUACAACCGCAUGCACCACUGGGGCACAUUCCAUUGGUGAUGCUGCUCGCUUUAUUGCAUGUGGUGAUGCGGACGUGAUGUUAGCAGGCGGUGCCGAAUCUUGCAUCCAUCCGCUAGCUGUUGGAGGCUUUGCCCGGGCGCGGAGCCUCGCAACGAGCUAUAAUGAUGCUCCUGAGAAGGCGUCCAGACCGUUCGAUGCGGAUCGCGAAGGGUUCGUGGUCGGCGAGGGCGCGGCAAUAGUUAUCUUAGAGGAGCUAGAGCAUGCAAAGGCAAGAGGUGCACGUAUCUACGCCGAGUUGAGAGGCUAUGGCUGUUCGGGUGAUGCACAUCAUAUAACAGCGCCCAAAGAAAACGGGGAAGGGGCAUUCAUGGCAAUGAGAAAAGCUCUAAAGAACGCUGGCAUUUCACCGUCUAUGGUUGACUACGUUAAUGCACACGCCACUUCGACUGUAGUCGGAGAUGCGGCAGAAAACGCCGCGAUCAAGGCACUCCUUCUAGGCCCUGAAGGAAAGCGAAAUGCCCGGGAUGUGAAUAUUAGUAGCACCAAGGGCGCUGUGGGUCACUUAUUGGGCGGCGCUGGCGCCGUAGAGGCCUUGUUCACCGUCCUUGCUAUUCAUGAGAAUAAAAUGCCUCCUACGGUCAACUUGGAGCGUCUCGCCAUCGGAUUCGACUGCAAUUACGCCCCGAAGCAGACUCAAGAGCGCCGGAUAGAUGUGGCACUGACCAACAGUUUCGGCUUUGGAGGGACCAACAGUACUCUCUGCUUUUCCAAGCUAUAGAAAGCACUUACUGAAUAUUCGAUUUG